Molecule: messenger RNA, 5376 nt
Organism: Durusdinium trenchii
Lineage: Eukaryota; Dinophyceae; Suessiales; Symbiodiniaceae
Source: the annotation of a GenBank genome assembly
AUGCGCGAAACAGCGCGCUUGGCGAUGCUGCGCCUUCAUUUUUCCAGAGGAUUGAGAAAAGCAGAAGUGGCGAGAUCAAGAUCAUCUACGGUGACUUCUAUGCAAGGAUUGGAGCCAGGCAGCAUAGUCUACUUUUACAGACAGUCCAAGUACAACAACACGACAGCAGCCUCCAAGAAGAAGCUGAGCCUUCGCAGAUGGCGUGGACCGGCCUUGCUCGUCGCCCUCAAGCCCAACAAUGGCUAUGUCAGCUAUCGUGGCCAAUUGUCCAAAUGUGCUCUCGAACACCUUCGGCCGGCCAGCGCACUAGAACAAGUGGCAAGCUCAGUUUGGGAGGAUGCAAUUCAAGAAGUGGUGGACGCUGCCUGCCAUGACCAAGAGAUAGUGAAGCCUCAGCCCAAGAUUGAGCCUCCAAAAGCAGCGCAUGUCUCUACGCCUGAGGAAUAUGAACCCACGGAGCCUCCUGAAGAUCGAGAACGUGAAACUGAACUAGAAGACGGUCCUCCGGAUCUUCCUCCUGUACAUCCUCAAGAGAUGGUGCGAGCCUUGGAGCCCAGGCCUGAGUCGAGUCAGCCUGCUUGGUCAAGAAUGACUUCAUCGCUGCCUGAGUCAACAGUGGCUCAAUCACCUUUCGCUGAAGCAGUUCGUCAAGCUUGGGCACAAAGAAUGCCAAGACAGACCUCACUGGACACCGCCACCGGUAGUGUGAAGAGGCCAGCGGAUGCAGCUCCAGUUGAUGUUGAAGUGCCUGCCAAAAGAAUUGCUCACGAAGAACCUGCUGCUUCAACUCCAACGCCAACCGAGCCAAGGCCUUCAUCAAUGGCCCGUGAUGCGUUGGUUAUGUCCCAUGAAGUCAUGGAAGCAAUGGCCUAUGCUGAAGUGCAUCCUCUUCGUCAAAUCCAGGCUCAAGCAACCCUGGACCACCAGAAUCCGAUGGAAGCCAAAGUUCCAGACCACGGAACAUGGAGAGGAAACUGGCCUAUGCCUUCGAGGACGGAGUUCCAACGUCGUCAAGCUCUACGGCAAAUAUGGCCACUCGGCAAUGAAGAUGCCACCAGAGAAGUCCUCGCAGUCCUCACCGCUCGUAAGGAGCGACCUUGGACCUCCAUGACUGAAGAUGAGAAGGGUGAGUUCAGAAAAGCCGCAGCGAAAGGAUGGUCAGUCUGGACCGACAAUGAUGCAGUCGGCCUAUGGAAUGAUGGGGAGACCACGGACGACCUUCUCCUGGCCGGCAACGCUCGGGCAAAAGAGACUCUUCGUUCUCUAGGAGAGGAACUGGGCUUUGGAGCCAUCUCUGAAGGUGGCUUCACCUACUGCGGAAAACAUAUCGAGCAGCUGCCCGACAAGUCCAUCAAGGUCACGAUGAAAGAAAAGCUGCCCGACAAGUCCAUCAAGGUCACGAUGAAAGAAUACCACCAGGACCUUCAGCCAGUGCGCAUUUCACAAGAGCGCAAAAAGGAUCCCUCCUCCUCGCUCAACCCAGGAGAACACAAACACCUCCGAGCAAUCCUGGGAUCAUUGCAGUGGUUGGUGGCCCAACUUCGAAUAGAUUGCGGGUUCCAGCUAUCUUCACUGCAAGCAGAAGCUCCUACGAUUGGAACUUUGCAACGGGCCAACCUGCUUCUUCGCCAAAUGAAGCAGCAUGCCGACUUUGCCCUCCAGUUCAAACCUUUGGACCUGAAGGGUGCAGGCAUCCUCGUCGUCUCAGACGCCAGCCUCGGCAAUGUGCUGAAAAGUGGCAGCGCUGAAGGAGAACCUUUGAAAAAGGUUUAUAGCCUGGUGAUGAUUGCCGAUGCCAACCUCAUGGCAGGAAGAACUGGUCGCUUCACGAUCCUCGAUGCCAGGUCCCACCGACUUCAAAGAGUCUGCCGCUCAACAUUCGCAGCAGAGCUCCUGGGCAUCGAAGAGGCCAUGGACACCGGCCAAUAUUGCCGGGGGGUAUUGGCAGAAGCUUUUGGUCAUCCCUUGGACCGAAAGCCCCUCGACCUGAGCACCGAUGCGGUGCCGAUGAUGACCGUGACCGACGCAAAGGAUGCGUACGACAAAAGCUGCAGCGACACGCCAAGCUAUGGCUCGCAAAAGAGCUUGGCUUUCACCAUAGCAUGGAUUAGAACCAUGCUCAACAGGUGCAACACCUCCCUCCGCUGGACAAGCGCAGAGAACAUGAUCAUUGACUGCGGUACCAAACCUAUGGACUACAGUCAGUUGCACCAGGUCCUGGAGGCCAAUGAACGGUGUGUCACUUACUCCCCUACUUUCGUCAAGCAAGCCUCGAAAGGAAAAGCUGCCAAGAUGAAGCCAAGUGAGCAAAUGCACCUGAGGAGCGACUUAGGAGCUUAUGCAGCGCCUGUGAAUGGUUCACGUGCUUCAGCUGCCCAAGCCUUCUCGUCACGCUUGCAGUUGCAGGAAGAUCAAGGAGCCCAGGCACUGUCGUUGGCUUUGCCAGCGCCAAAGUCAAGAGGCGAAGGUCCUUCUUUGCGACCGUCCGGCUCCCUCCCGAAGCCACCAAAGCAGCAAGUGGAGGCCUUAGCUAAGAACUUGGCCUUGGCUGCUCGGCAACGUCCAGAGCGGAAGGACCCAACGGAGGCUCCGAUACUGGCUUUGGCACCACCGCCACCACCCAGCAAGGGGCGUGUGAGUACUGGCUCUGGCCGUGGGCGCCCGCACACAGGAUCAGUCCUGUCGCACGCCACAACACCUUCCUGGCGGUCACGAUCCAAGCAGGUUGUGGAGGUGGAAGGCAGAGAAGAUGUCGCAGAUGGAAAGGCAGAUUUGCCAAGGCGCAGAUCGCCCUUGCUGGAGAAGCGCUGGACGGCGGUGGAGAACCAACGAAUGGCUCCCAGGAGCGAACUCGAUCGACUGGAGCACAUCGAUCCUGAUGUCGAUGAGGCGAAUGCCAUGCUCGUGGAGUCCUUCUUGAAUGUCAAGCGGUCUUUGGGCGCGGAGAUGAAUGAGGCCACCUCGCAGUGUUCGCAGACCAUCCCAUCUGCGUCCAGCUACUUCAUCUCCAAGCCGCAUGGCACCACACCUCGUGCAGGCCAAGGCAACCAAGGGGGCUUGCAGCAGGCAGGCUACCAGGUCUUGACAAGCUUGCCGGAUCCUGCGGCUCUGGAGCGCCUGGCAGAGGCUCAGCAGCUGCUGUGCGCGCGUGCUGUGAGUGAAGAGGACUGUCAGCAUGCUGUCGACCUGCUGCUGGAGCUGGCACGGCCUGUGGAGGAGGAUGGCUUUGGCUACAGCCCAGCGCUGUUGACCUUGGCCUCUCUCUAUGAGUCGGGCUACGAGCCAGCCAUCCAGCAGGAUGCUGUGCAAGCUGCUAGGUACUACAUCUCCUUGCUUGAAGUUCAGAUCACAUCCCCCAGCCUCAGCCGUGAUUUGCUGGAAGAGGCUGCGACGCACCUCUGCAGCUUAGCCAAGGAUCCAUCCUGCAACUUGCCGGACAACGAGGUCCGCCGUUUGGAAGCUCUGGCGGCUGAGGAUGGGCAGCCCAGCAGCGCCUGGUUGACCUUUGCCGCUGCGGAGGCGCGGCGCAGGUGGACCGAGGCCAAUGAAGACCCUGAGGUGCGGAAGCGGCGGCAGCAACGGGAAGCGCAAAAGGCUGAGCAGCGGCAGCGGAUGUUGACCGAGCAGCGGCAGAGGGCGCAACAGGCGCUGAGCGAAGCAGAGGAAUUAAGGCUGCAAGGCAAUGAUGUGUGCCGUCAGGGUCAGCUGCCGGGCAACGCUGCAGCACAGCAGCUUCUGUUGCAGGCAGUCGCACUUUACGACCAGGCAGUGGAGGUGCUUUCAAGGUGCUUAGAGCAAUCGCUCCCUGCAGAGGAGUCUUCAGAGCUGCGCAAGCAACGGGCCUUGCUCCGCUCCAACUCUGCUCAGGUGGAGUUGUCAGCUGAACGCUGGGCUCAAGCAGCGAAGCUGGCGGAGCUGUCCCUGAAGGACGAACCCACCUCGGUGAAGACCCGUUACCGCCUGGCCAAAGCACAGCUGGGUCAAGGCGAAUGGGCCGCUGCCGCGGAAACCGUGGACCAAGCACUGCUGGCGCUCAAAGGACAAGCUGCCAGUGAGCGCGAAGCCUUCACAGUGGAACUGUGGAAGCUGGCGGAGGAAGUCACUGCAAAGCUGCCAGACUGGCGUUGGUCUGCCUCCAAACCGGAGAAGAGAACGGCCCAGGAUGACUACGAGAAGCGAAUCGUGGGCUGGUGGGAGUAUCCGGGGAGCAGCUUUGAAAUCCGUUUGGAGCCUUGGGGUGCUCUGGUCUUCCAUGAGGACACCGUGAAAAUUGAGCUGAUGAAGAAGGGCAAGUUGAGGUGGCGAGGUGAAGUAGAGCUGAUCUCCGGCAUGGUACUGAACCUAUCCUUCGAACCUGGGAGUGAUGUCUUGGUUUUAGAAUUCAUCCCACCACCGGAAAUGCCCGAGAAAGAUCAAUGGAGUGGUCCGAAGAGGUUCACCGCAAAGCGCAAGGCAGUGUCAAAACAGGAGGCUGCAGACCAGCAGGAGCAACUUCCAACACCAGAGCUGGCGCCCGAACCGGCGCCGGAGCCGGCACCGGGCCACGAUGAGGCUGUGCUGUCACAGGUCGAUGAGUCGAAGGAAGAGGAUGUGGCGGCCAUCUUGGCUGCAGCCCCGAAAGAGGUCUGCUUGGGCGGCUACCCUAGCGUGGCUGGCCAUUACAUCCUGCAACCAGAGCCAAAGAAUGGACGUCCUGUAUAUUGCCGUUCUGAUGGUCCUCAGGGCGAUCAAUUCCUUUGGUUUAGAGGUGGAAACUGGGGCGUCACAGACUCGCUCAAGGCAUCGGCUCUGGCUGCUCCUUGGCAGGUUCGCUGUGCUGACGCGGCCUUGCAGCCAUUGCAGCUUCGGCGGCGGUCCAAAUGGUAUGCGCGCUCAGGGAAGAACCAGGAGGAGCUUGUUCCACACCUUGCUGUUUCUUUGGUGUUAGAGCCAGAGCCUUCCAUGGAUCCUGCUGAGACUUCCAAAGAUCAAGGCCUUCUGUUUUUGGGAGUUGGCAGGAGGAAGCAUUGUAAACAUCGUAGUGAUGUGACAUGGUUGCUGACAAAGGACAAUGGCUUUUCUUUGUGCUUUCCAUCUGGAGUCUUUGUGGGAGGCACCACUUCAGCUAACAAUCUGCCAUCAUGGGUGGCCGAGACUGCUGUGGAUGUGGAAGACAAAGAGCUUCGAGUCAAUGUGGUCUUUCCGCCUGACCUCUCUGUAAGCCUGGCAUCCUUGGACAUGUCCGCCUCAGAGGGCAGUCUUUGUUUGGAGUUGCGCCAUAGCGGCUCUUUGGAGAUCCCUCUACCUGUGAAGCUCUCGGAGGAACAGCGAGAGGCCCCAAAGGCCAAGUGGUCCGAAAAGACGCGGACCCUGAAAGUGCGCUUCGUGCUUGACUGA